This is a messenger RNA of Dendroctonus ponderosae (mountain pine beetle), 1562 nucleotides long. RefSeq lists its product as uncharacterized. Lineage: Eukaryota; Metazoa; Arthropoda; Insecta; Coleoptera; Curculionidae. Bases 33 to 1118 code for a protein of 361 amino acids. The record is from RefSeq and is a predicted model, not a curated record. The transcript is spliced from 5 exons.
GAGCGUUGUGAGAUCUUAAAUUUGUUAUAAAAAUGGGUAUUCUUGAAGAGCAUAUUUCUAGUGAGGAACAACAAAUAGUCAAAUUGUUGAUUUCCAUUAUUUGCUUAUAUGGAAGCGAUGGCUUGCCUAUGGAAAAUGUGGAAAGCGAAUUCAUAGCUUGCUGUGGCUUUCCUAUACCAUGGAAACAGUUUGGGGCUUAUAGCCUUAGAUCGUGGCUGAUAACUCUGCCAUACAUUUAUAUUAUCGAAAACCACUUACAAGAAGAAGUAUUAAUGGAAUACAGCCCAAAAUCUGUACACAUUAAAGAUUUGAUUGUAAAGCAGAAACGUAAUAGCAGUAACAAAACCAACUGCAAUGGAAACAAGCGAAAGGCAGAUAAAGGCAAUGAUGAUUACCAGCAGCCUUAUAAAAUGAAGAAAAGGCUAGAAUGUGAAAAUCUGCCUGAAGGCUCGUUUAUACACACUUGCGUUAAAUAUGAACCUCAAGGAGAGCCAUCAAAAAAUGAAAAAUUUGAACAACUGGAAACAAUGCUUCCCCUCUUUUACAGGCAUCAAGCUCUUGGCGAUGACUUUUUUGUCGAUAUCGCAGAUACAAAAUUAGGAUAUUAUGUUCCUGAAAAAGGGCCGAAGCGAACAGGACUAUGUGCAGUUGGGCAGACGAUUUCUCAGCUAACAGACAAUGUGAGCAGAGCUCAACAUUUAGCUCCACGAGUAGUCGUGAUGAUUGGAUUUCAAGACCUAAUUGAUGGAAGCAGCAUAAGUAGCAUGAUAACUGAUUUAAGACAACUAGUAAUUGAACUAAAGAAAAAAAACACCCGUAUUACUCUUAUGACGCUGAUCCCAUCGCCAAAAAUGCCUAAUGUUCCACGAUUUCAAACACGUCUAGAAAUAUUUAACAGAGCUGUUUUGGACUAUGCUUCUGACUCUCUUUUGCCGUGCAAUGUUAUUGAUAUGAGUACCAUAUUCUUAAAGGAGACUGAGAAGUUUAAACGGGAUUUUGACAGGUUUAAAAAAGUAGCUAAGAAUGACCCGUACAAAGUAUUUUCCGACUAUGGCAGAAAAAUUUUUUUGAAUGCCCUGAAAUCUUGCCUGAAGGAACAACUCGAAUAUGGAUUCUAGGAAAAAAACUAAUUCAAAAGUGAAAAUCCGCGUUGUAUGAUGAAAGUAUUUUUCCUGUCAGUGUAUAUUUUAUUUCUUAAUAAUAUCACGGCAAAUGUUCAGAAAGAAAUACUCUCACUCUAUUUUAUGUAUUUAAAAUGUUAUUACAAAAUAACAUUAUCCAAAUAUAUUUAUUGAUAAUAAAUGACUAUGGCCAAACUGCUUGAUGCAGUACCAUGUGAUUUGAUUAUUUUUUUCAUGUUUGUAUAACAUUCUUGUAUCAAUGUUGUAAAUAGCUGGCACCUGUGAUAGCGAUAUUAAACUUUUAAAAUUUAAGUAUUGAGUUUGUACCUACUUUUCUGAAUGAACUAAAACAAUUUUUCUGUCGUUUCAUGUUGUUGUAGUAUUAUAUAACCUGCAGUGCGAAAUUUUAAUAAAACACUUUAGUCAUAUAGGAUUGUAAAA